This is a messenger RNA of Camelus dromedarius (Arabian camel), 3716 nucleotides long. It is a transcript of the gene P2RY12, whose product is annotated as purinergic receptor P2Y12. Gene Ontology annotation, biological process: blood coagulation; G protein-coupled receptor signaling pathway. The record is from RefSeq and is a predicted model, not a curated record. Bases 788 to 1807 code for a protein of 339 amino acids. Lineage: Eukaryota; Metazoa; Chordata; Mammalia; Artiodactyla; Camelidae. Gene Ontology annotation, cellular component: membrane. Gene Ontology annotation, molecular function: G protein-coupled purinergic nucleotide receptor activity. The transcript is spliced from 3 exons.
AAGUGAGGGAAGGGACAGUUAACAACAGGGGCCAUCAACAGUGUUGAAUACGGUUAAGAAAUUACAAUGGACGUUGGCCUCUCUGACUUGUUUCUAAAAAAAAACAAACAACAACAACAACCAAAAACCCACGUGUGAACCUCAAAAGAGAAGUUUCUCUAGAGUGGGAGGGCAGAAAGCAGGAAACAGGAGGCUGAAGUAAGAGUAGAUGGUGAAAUGGUGAAGGUGGGGGAACUAACCUACACUUACUAAUAGCUGGGUAUGAAGAACAACAGCUUGAGAGGAAAGAGAAACUAUUAGGAUAAUCAAGGACAAACUCUUGUUUCAAAGCUAAGUUUCAAAUAAGAGCAUCUCCGUAAAGGAAAUCCGGACUGCAGGGCAGAUAACUAACAAAGGAAAUGGAAAACAAUGCCCUCUUGUCUGGAUUAACUUCAAAAGAAAGACAAGAACAUCUUUCUACUUAACCACAGAGGAAAGAGAAAAUUGGUGACAAUACAGGGAAGUCUGGAGGUAAAGAAGCGAGGACCCUGAAGGCGGGUAUGUCAGUUCAUUGGCCCUGCUGUGCUCAGGGAACUGGGCCAGAAGCAAAGUCAUGAGAACACUCAAGACCUUACUGAUGAAAACUCAGCAGAUUCUCUGUCAUAAAGAAUCUUAACAACUAAACUAAGAUAUUAAAAGGAAAAUACCAGAUGCCACUCUGCAGGCUGUGUUAACUACCAUUUACUGGACACAUUCAAAUCCUUCAGAAUCAACAGAGUAACCAGGCAGCAAAGAAGAAACACGAGCCAUGGACAACCUCACCUCUGUGGCUGGGAAUGGCAGCGUGUGCACCAGGGAUUACAAAAUCACCCAGGUCCUCUUCCCACUCCUCUAUACUGUCCUGUUUUUUGUUGGUCUCAUCAUAAACAGUCUGGCAAUGAGGAUUUUCUUUCAAAUCCACAGUAAAUCCAACUUUAUUAUUUUCCUUAAAAACACAGUCAUUUCUGACCUUCUCAUGAUUCUGACUUUUCCAUUCAAAAUCCUCAGCGAUACCAACCUGGGAACAGGACCGCUGAGAGCCUUUGUGUGCCAAGUGACCUCUGUCAUCUUUUACUUCACGAUGUACAUCAGUAUUUCAUUCCUAGGAUUGAUAACUAUCGAUCGCUACCAGAAGACCACCCAGCCAUUUAAAACAUCCAACCCCAACAAUCUACUGGGGGCAAAGAUUCUCUCUGUCGUCAUCUGGGCAUUCAUGUUCUUACUCUCCUUGCCUAACAUGAUUCUGACCAACAGGAGGCCGAGUGACAAGAAUGUGAAGAAAUGCUCUUUCCUGAAAUCAGAGUUUGGUCUGGUAUGGCAUGAGAUAGUCAAUUACAUCUGUCAAGUCAUUUUCUGGAUUAACUUUCUGAUUGUCGUUGUAUGCUAUACGCUCAUUACAAAAGAACUGUACAAGUCAUACGUAAGGACAAGGGGCGUAGGCAAAGUCCCCAAGAAAAAGGUGAACAUCAAAGUUUUCAUUAUCAUUGCUGUAUUUUUUAUUUGCUUUGUUCCUUUCCAUUUUGCCCGAAUUCCCUACACCCUGAGUCAAACUCGGGAUGUCUUUGACUGCUCUGCUGAAAAUACACUGUUCUAUGUGAAAGAGAGCACUCUUUGGUUAACGUCCCUGAACGCAUGCCUGGAUCCGUUCAUCUACUUUUUCCUUUGUAAAUCUUUCAAAAAUUCCCUGAUGGGUAUGCUCAAAUGCCCCAAUUCUGCAUCAUCUCCAUCCCACAAAAAUAGGAAAAAGGGACAGGAUGGUGGAGAGCCAAGCGAAGAGACUCCAAUGUAAAUCAACUGAGGUAAUACUUCAAUCUGUUACUAUUAACACUGACUAUGGAUUAGCUGAGUUAGUAACAGUAACUCUUGAAACAAAUCAUAGAAGACUACAGAAACAAUUUUCACUUACUGGUCCAGUAUUUGAAAGCAAUCUUAAAGUGUAGGAAGAUAACCUAACAUGUAGUCGUAUAGCAAACCAAACUGCAUCCAAUCACUAUACCAUGUGCAAAACUACACAGGAGUCAUGACCUGUAGAGCUUUGGUACAAUGGGUAACCAUACAACAAUAUCUACUGUAAUUCUUUAAAUACAUUACUGAUCACAAUGCCAUUAUCAACUUAUAAUCAACUGAGAAAGAAUGAUAAAUCGGAUAAAAAUCUUCUAAGUAUAUUAUACGUAUACAUACUUAUACAUGUGUAUAUAUAUACCCCAGACCCCUAACCAAUGCUGACCUAUGGUGAUACUCAUAAAAAUUUAAGUGGGACACUCAGAGAGCAGUAACUACUAACUUGUAAUUAUAAGCAAAAACCUAAGGGAUUUAAACUAAUUGAAAUGGCAGUUGAUUAGACUAAUUUUUUUUUUCAUUAAGAAGAUAGAGGCUUAAAAACUUCCUUUCCAAAAAAAGAGCACAAAUAGCAAAGUUAUUAAAAGUUAUUUUAUGACACCCUAAUACCAAAAACUUGUAUUUCCUUAACACUAGAGAAAACCAGUUUACUAAUAUUUUGACAACUUUAGUAAAUACAAUGCCAUUAUUAACACCUAUCUUUAUUAACUAGCUUCUAGAAACUACCUGUGACUUAGGUUAAUGAACAUUUCCCCUAAGAGAAAAACAAAUUAAAUAUGAUUAUGCAGUUGUAUAGCAUAACUAUUAACAGGAAAGUGAUAAAAAUGUUUGAAAUUAUCUGUUUGUCAUUUGUGCGUAUAACAAAAGAUUUACAUUAAACUCUAAAAAUACCCUUCGUUGGAAUUUUUCUUUAAAGAUAUGAGAUACCGUGACUCACCUCCUAUAUACUCCUCAGACCCAUUUAAGAAAGAACAGUUGCCGACACCAUCCUUUUUAUUACAAGCUACUGGGCAGUCUCCUUUGAAGGUGACAUCUUACAUCAAUUAGUUCAUAUGUAAGUGAAAAAAUAUGUCAAACUUACAAUGUAGCCUGACUUCACACAAGCCCUAUUAUUUUUAAUGUAAACAAAAUAUAUAACACACUUGGAAGUUGGCAUCAUUCAUUUCAAUUACUUUUGAUCCUCAGAGGUCACUGCCAAACACAAGGCAUAGAUACCAACAUCGAAACAUAAUGUGAGAAGACAUAAAAAGGGAUUUUUACCCAAGCCCUCCACAAGUUGUGCUGAGUUAAAUUUCAGUACAAAGUUGAACUCAGUUAACUCUCCAAAGGGUAUCUAUUCUUGAGCGGCCACAUUUCCUUCUCGGGUGAGCACUGGACAUUGGUGGUGAUGCACACAGAGACAGGCAUCAAAAAAGAUGCAUGUUCUACUGACCGCUGGGACAAAAGCAACAGCCAUUUCUGCCACAUAGAGUAAGGCAGUUCACUCUAAUGCCAUAUGAGUAAGUGUGCACAUUCUGUAAGAAUUCCAGGAUACGUGAGCUAAAAGAGAAACUAAGGAUCAACUCACCUGACCUGCCAAUUUUGCACAGGGGAAAAACGAAGGGCAGACAGCCCCCCAACCCAGCCACGUUGGGGGCAGGGACUGGAGUAAGACCAGGCACAUGUCAGGACCACAUGAGGUGUCAGGAGACCGCCUGCAGAGUGGGCAAAGGCUCCUGCAUAAUCUGUCAUGUUAGAUUAAACUUAUUCACUGAGAUAACAACUUCCACAAGAGAAAGAAAAAAAUCAGAAAAGCUAAUGGUAAUACAUACUUUUGUUGAAAAAGUUUGUAAAAAGUUCAGAAUUAUCUAUUUUUAUAU